GACAUAUGUAUGACACUAGAGAGAUAAAAAAACUUCAAAAUUUACAAUCUAUUAUGUUAAGUAAAAUCUUAUGAUAAGCCGAUUAAGUAAUAUUAUUGCCUAGAUUUCUUCUUUUCUCUAAACCUUAUUAGCCAGACUGUUAUGGCAGUCGGUUUAAAGCGAUUCGUUUCAUCUCUUAAUUAUUCUAAAUAUAAUUUAUUUCGUAACAUAAUGACUACAAGUUCUAAAUGCGAAAAAGCAAUGGAAAAUUUACAAAAUAAUCCGUAUUAUGAGAAAUAUGCAGAUAGAAUCGCUAAGCUUCAAAAGACUUCACCAGAAGAAUUUCUAAAGAGAGUGGAAGAGACUGGAAAAAAUAAAGAAUUAGAAAAGAAGAAUAAGUUUGGUUCAGUUGACACUAGACAAUUUUCCUCAGUACUCAACCCAAAACAGGCACUCAAAGAUGAACUGACCACAGAAGACAAAAAGCUUAGUGAUAUAUUCAAAGUAGAGCUUGUAGCAGACAAAAAUGCUGAAGAAGUACAAGGCAUCUGGGAGGAGUAUCACAAGAACAAGGAAGUGAUAUCAGCAACAAUACCGAAAGAUGUUUACAACAAAAUCCAACUCAACAUGAAGCAUUUUCCCACUUUUCUAUUCCCUCUACCAAGAUCCCAGGGUUACGAAUUCAUUAUGUGUCAAAGUUUCGGGCAUUCAGUACACUUUACACCACUACUUGCAUUUCAGGUUCACAAGGAGAAUGCACCAGAAUGCUUAACUAUGGUACAUUAUACAGAGCUUGCUGAAAAGGGGAUUGUUUUAAUGCGUGGUGAAUUUGACAAGAAUGUUUUAAAUGGCAAAGAAGCGCAGUGUCUGGCAAAUGAGUUCCAAAUGUACUACAGUGGAAGAGAUCAGAAAAAGAUAGAACUGCUGGAGACAUUCACAAAAAGUCCUGACAAAUUCAAACACAUGGACCUCAUUGCUGAAUUAGAAAAUAUUAAAUUAGCAUAAAGUUUAUUCAAAUGAUAAAUAUAGUUUUAAAAUGUU
Molecule: messenger RNA, 1020 nt
Organism: Melitaea cinxia (Glanville fritillary)
Lineage: Eukaryota; Metazoa; Arthropoda; Insecta; Lepidoptera; Nymphalidae
Product: ATP synthase mitochondrial F1 complex assembly factor 1
Exons: 4
Coding region: 142-984 (280 amino acids)
Biological process (GO): mitochondrial proton-transporting ATP synthase complex assembly
Cellular component (GO): mitochondrion
Source: RefSeq, a predicted model, not a curated record